Phanerochaete carnosa HHB-10118-sp is the source of this 267-nucleotide messenger RNA. RefSeq lists its product as uncharacterized. The record is from RefSeq and is a predicted model, not a curated record. Bases 42 to 266 code for a protein of 74 amino acids. The transcript has a single exon. NCBI's taxonomy places the organism in Eukaryota, Fungi, Basidiomycota, Agaricomycetes, Polyporales, Phanerochaetaceae.
UCGCAGUUGCUGCCCGCCGCCUCCUGGAUACUGGCUCAUAAAUGCACCCUUGCUUAAACAUUGACGAAGUUGUGCAGAAUAUUGUCGGGCAUGCAGGAAAUAACUCGACUCUCCAUAGCCUUGCGCUAGCGUGCCGUGCAUUCGUCGAGCCGGCAAACGAUAGGCUGUGGGUCCAUCUAAAGGGUCUCAAGCCCUUGGUCAAUUGUUUGCCAGACUAUCUGGUAGGCACAUCUCAAACUUCUGACAAUGUCCUGGUGAGCCCUUAAU